AUGUUCCAUUCCAAGUCUUCCUGGCUUUUCACCCAUAUGAUUGAGCUUCGAAAGAUCUGCGGCCGCGUUCUAGAGUCAAUAUACAUCGCCCGUGGCCCGAAAGGACGAUGCCCCACUAUGACCUUCCAGGAGAUUUGCGCCAUCUCUGAUGAGCUACAUCAGCGGCUAGAUCGGUGGAAAACUCAGCUUGAUGCAACGGGCCUGGGGCCGUCGCUGGAAUACAAGCAGAUGCUCAUCGAGUACUACAUGGUGCUAUUAAACCUGAACCGACCAUCGCCGUCGUUCAUGAUUCCAUCGCAGAACAUGAUCGCCAUCUGCUCACAUGCCUCAUCGAGCGCGUUGCAGCAGUGGGCGGCUAUUUCGGCGGACGAGGGAAUCUCGGUUAUUUGUCGUUGUUACCGCCACUUUCAUGAUAUCCUGCUGACGGGGCUUGUUCGUCUUUACUGCGAUUGGCACAUAUGCAAGAUCGCCCAAACCUCCGCCAACCCCAUGCUCGCACCGACCCUCCACCACCAGGAUGCGAACAUCUGCCAGGACCUCCUGGAUAGAGGCAUCGCAAGCCUGCAGAACCCCGCCCUGUCCAAAUUCCGCGAUCUCUUCUCCGCUCUCCGAACGAAAAUUUAUACUUCCGUCACCGCCACCGCCGUGGAUAGCCAACACCCCAUGCCGCCACCGCAGAUGACCAACGUGCCGUUCUUCUCAAACCCCGCCGACGUAAUGGAGGGCGUCGACUCCACUGCCGACGCGAGCAUGAUGUUCUCCGGUCCGGACGGACUAGAGUCUUAUCUGAGCCAGGUGUCGACCAUCUUCGAUGAUCAGAUGAUCAAUAUCGAUGACACGCUAACGGCGUGGUAUGGGUCUGUCCUGGACGAUAUCGGGGAAUCGGAUCACCUUCGUACAGCGCAUAUGGUGAGCUAA
Messenger RNA from Penicillium lagena, 918 nucleotides. Its product is annotated as fungal specific transcription factor domain-containing protein. NCBI's taxonomy places the organism in Eukaryota, Fungi, Ascomycota, Eurotiomycetes, Eurotiales, Aspergillaceae. The coding region runs from base 1 to 918 and encodes 305 amino acids. The record is from RefSeq and is a predicted model, not a curated record. The transcript has 2 exons.